Molecule: messenger RNA, 1612 nt
Organism: Populus nigra (black poplar)
Lineage: Eukaryota; Viridiplantae; Streptophyta; Magnoliopsida; Malpighiales; Salicaceae
Product: aspartic proteinase PCS1
Exons: 1
Coding region: 31-1371 (446 amino acids)
Biological process (GO): proteolysis
Molecular function (GO): aspartic-type endopeptidase activity
Source: RefSeq, a predicted model, not a curated record
ACCCAACACCACCCUCUCUCUCUAUCUUCCAUGGCCUCUCCUCCUCUUUUCAAAGAAACCAUGUUUCCCCUCCUCCUCCUCUUCACCUCUCUCUUCCUCUCAACCCAAGAAACCGAACUUAAAAAUGACUCUCUUUCCUUUUCUUUCCCUCUCACCUCCCUCCCUCGUUCUCCACAAACCUCUCCAAGUUUCUACUCUUCUUUCAUCUCACAAUCCAAGAAAACCCCAGCACUCAAAAGCGCAGCAUCACCAUAUAAUUACAGGUCAAGAUUCAAGUACUCGAUGAUAUUACUAGUGUCUCUCCCUAUUGGGACACCACCACAAUCUCAGCAAAUGAUUUUGGACACAGGCAGCCAGUUGUCAUGGAUUCAGUGCCAUAAAAAGGUUCCUAGGAAACCCCCACCUAGUACUGUCUUUGAUCCUUCUUUGUCUUCUUCAUUCUCGGUUUUACCAUGUAAUCAUCCACUUUGUAAGCCUAGAAUCCCUGACUUUACCCUACCAACUUCCUGUGACCUGAAUCGUCUGUGCCAUUAUUCUUACUUCUAUGCUGAUGGAACAUUAGCUGAGGGUAACCUUGUAAGAGAAAAGAUUACAUUUUCUACGUCUCAAAGUACCCCUCCCUUGAUCCUAGGUUGUGCCGAGGAUGCUAGUGAUGACAAGGGUAUCUUGGGAAUGAAUCUUGGGAGGCUGUCCUUCGCUUCCCAGGCUAAAAUAACCAAGUUCUCGUAUUGUGUGCCCACCCGGCAAGUUCGGCCCGGUUUUACACCAACCGGGUCCUUUUACUUGGGUGAGAACCCGAAUUCAGCUGGGUUUCAGUAUAUUAGUCUUUUGACGUUUUCCCAAAGUCAACGGAUGCCCAACUUGGACCCUUUGGCUCACACUGUCGCCUUGCAAGGAAUUAGGAUUGGCAACAAAAAAUUAAAUAUCCCGGUUUCAGCCUUCCGGGCUGAUCGUAGCGGGGCGGGUCAAUCCAUGAUUGACUCGGGGUCCGAGUUCACUUACUUGGUGGAUGAGGCUUAUAAUAAGGUGAGGGAGGAAGUAGUGAGACUAGCGGGGCCAAGACUGAAAAAGGGCUACGUGUAUAGUGGUGUAUCCGAUAUGUGUUUCGAUGGGAAUGCGAUGGAGAUCGGACGGUUGAUAGGCAAUAUGGUGUUUGAAUUUGACAAGGGUGUGGAGAUAGUAAUUGAGAAGGGGAGGGUUUUAGCAGAUGUUGGUGGUGGGGUCCAUUGUGUUGGGAUCGGACGGUCAGAAAUGCUGGGCGCUGCUAGCAAUAUAAUAGGAAAUUUUCAUCAGCAAAAUCUAUGGGUGGAGUUUGAUAUAGCCAAUCGUAGAGUGGGCUUUGGGAAGGCUGAUUGUAGCAGAUCAGUGUAAUAAAACAUUAGUACGUGGUAGAUAUUAUAAUGUAAUGUAUAUGGGGCCAGGAGAGUUAAUCAGGUAGUAAAUGCAACACUGUACAAAUUGAAAAUAUCAGUACGGUCUUUUCGUGCUCACCUGAUCCAAUGGCCCACAUCAAACUAACAUUUAGGCCCCAUAUCAAUGGUUUGCAAUGUUUGUACUACCAUUCAUUUAGUUUGUACGUGGUAUGGAAAAAUGUUCAAUGUUUUAGAAUUAA